CAAAACAACGUGACACGCCACAUGUACACGCCUCCUGCGACGAAGCCUCAAACGAAAAAUUUCAUUCCCAACGCUCUCAUUCGAACGUAAGGAUAGGAAGUGAACACACAGUGCGCGCUAUUAUUUCGUGCUUUUCUCUUUAAGUGUCUGUGUUUUUCUCAAGACAUUUUUAUUUUCCAUCAAAUGAAUUAUAAUUGGAUAACUAUUAUUUUAUUAUUCGCUUUAUAAAACCGUAAAGUUUUCAUUUAAUCUUUUAAAUUAUAAGAAAAGAAACAUUUUGAGAUACAAAAUGAUGCUGUAUGAGUCAAUGCAUUUCCAAGUCAACGACCACUUCAACGAACACGAGUUCCAUUCAAACUCGAGGAUCACCGAAAGAAGACCUAGCGCUCCAAUGGUCACCAAUAAAUCGGCAUGUUUUAAACCAAAUCCGAAAAAUAUUGCUCGGACUAACAGUUAUGUAGUUGGGCAAAAACUAAGGGAAUCGAAAUGGUUCGACCACGACGAAUUGAAAAUCUUUUCUUCAGUCGUAGAAACCGGGUUUAUCAUUCAAAGAAAAACGGACGAAGAAGAACCGAAAGCUUUCGGAAUUGUCGUCUGGACCACCGGUUAUGAAAAAAGCAAGCAACCAGAACACAUUCACAUCUACUCCCUUAGAGAACAUCGGGGAACGUUAAAAAUGCAUCAUUUCACUGUUGAAGAGUUUUGGCCGGAAGGAACUCUAUUAAAAAUAAACAACUUUUCAGAUAAAUCCGAAACGCCUCAUUCCGAGGAUGUGAUUAAAAAACAAAUAACCAGCGCUGAAAAGACGAAAAUGAAGUGGCACAACACUGAGCAUUUUGCGUAUUUUUGCCGGUACGGUCAACCGGAAACGCCUAGAAGUAAACAUAGCAGCGAAAAUGUAAAGGGUAUCAAUUUUGGAUUGUACGCGGGCUUUGCAAUGUUCAGGCGGAUGAGGAGAGGUUCUAGCCAAAAGUGAAAAUUAUAAAGUUUCUGUGUAAAAAGAUUUUUUUUGUAGUUUAAGACACCUCAGUUCGCGCUUAGUCAUGUAGAUAGCGUUUGUAAAUAUUUAUAAUAUAUAGUAUUUUAUAAUUAUUAUAAAACUAAUCGUAUUUGUAUUGUAACAAAUGUUUUA
Onthophagus taurus is the source of this 1132-nucleotide messenger RNA. RefSeq names its product lethal (1) G0469 NlpC/P60 domain-containing protein. NCBI's taxonomy places the organism in Eukaryota, Metazoa, Arthropoda, Insecta, Coleoptera, Scarabaeidae. The record is from RefSeq and is a predicted model, not a curated record.